Messenger RNA from Hirsutella rhossiliensis, 846 nucleotides. RefSeq names its product DDE superfamily endonuclease, CENP-B-like protein. The transcript has 3 exons. The coding region runs from base 1 to 846 and encodes 281 amino acids. The record is from RefSeq and is a predicted model, not a curated record. NCBI's taxonomy places the organism in Eukaryota, Fungi, Ascomycota, Sordariomycetes, Hypocreales, Ophiocordycipitaceae.
AUGGACUUCCUGGAGUGGUGUGACCAGCAUCGGAUAAUCGUUGCCGUGUUUCCGCCGCAUUCCACGCACAGGCUGCAGCCCCUGAUGUGUCCCUUUGGCCCUCUUUCGACCGCAUACACCAACCAGCUCAUCCAGUGGACUGCAAAGACACAGGGACUCAUCGGGCUAUCGAAACGCGAGUUCUGGUCGUUAUUUUGGAACGCAUUCGGGUCAUCUUUCUCGGCGGAGAACAUCGCAAGUGGUUGGAAACGGACCGGACUCCUCCCAUUUGACCCUGAAGUCGUUUUGUCGCAGAUCGCGGAGAAAACAGAAGAUGAGUCUGAGUCUGGCGACAGCUCCGUUGACUCGCUCGCCCUGCAGCAGCCCACUGCUCGGGAUUUGCGCCGACUUGUCGACAAGAACGAAUUGCUUCGAUAUGAGAAUCAGGGACUUCGGGAGACUAUCUUUCACGAAAAGCAGCGCAGAAUGCGCGGUAAAGCUCUGAAGGAUUACCUUUUCGAUCGUGUAGAUCCUAACUCGGCGCAGGUAUUUAGCCCUGCAAAAGUGGCCCAAGCGCGCUUGAAGAAAGCAGCCAUGGAGACUCAGAAGCAAGAAGAGGCCUUGGAGAAAGAACGACAAAGACGUCAGGCAAAGGAAGCCAGACAACAAGAGCGGGAGAAAAACAGGCAGAUACGGAAAGAGCUCAAGCGAAAGAACCAGAAAAAAUGUCGGAAAUGGGAUCCGGACCUCUGUUGCUCCACAGACUCGCGAGAAGAGUCCGGGCGUUCGAGACGAGAUUGUCGUCGCCAUUUCGGCUCCACCAGAACCGACGACAGCUCCGGAACACUCAAAAUCGCCAAACAUUAA